Messenger RNA from Topomyia yanbarensis, 5285 nucleotides. Its product is annotated as hemicentin-1. Lineage: Eukaryota; Metazoa; Arthropoda; Insecta; Diptera; Culicidae. The coding region runs from base 1328 to 4312 and encodes 994 amino acids. Gene Ontology annotation, molecular function: protein binding. The transcript has 17 exons. The record is from RefSeq and is a predicted model, not a curated record.
UUGGAAUUCAGUACGGUCGUGAUCUUUGAAACGUUGAGACGCGUGGAUGUAGAGUUUCGUCGUAUUUCGGUUAAGGACAAGGCGAGUACACCCUUAGUCCGAUCCUACGUGUGUUUAAUGGAAAACCUGUACUCGUUAGGGUAGCACAUUCGAAAUACCGCUGAACGGACAAAUUUUCCGCCUCCUCGUUGGCGGAAACAGUUUGUGGUGGAGGCGCCUGUUGGUGUGUAUGUGCGCGCUUGAGACCAGCAGGAAUAGGAUAAGCCGGGAAACCGACUUCCAAGCGGAGUAAUAAGAAGCGAAAAUAGCAAUAAUUUAUAGCUGCUUGGGCGAUUAAGGACACCACUGAACGUACGGUUCUGGUGUGCUGGUAUUUCCUUUUUUUCGCCCACCUCUGCCAGGAUCAUAUGUGCUGUUUGUACUAUUUGGUAACUUGAGAAAUGAUUAUGCUACAUGGCGAGUAAAAGAAAAGUUGAUGAUGACAAUGAUAAUAAUGAUUAUGAUAGCUGUCUGAGUAUGUGAGUACACGUGCAUACAUAUGUCGUGCCGUUACCACAGUGAGGACGACCAAAGCCAGAACAACGUCUAAUCCGGAAUGGCGGAAGUGGCGGUCGGAAGUGACAGAGAAAAGUGAGGUGAUAUUAGAAAUGAAAAUUGCUACGCUCAAUCGGGUUUAUGUAAUCGAUUGUGACGAGUAUGUGCUUCGUGUGGAGUGCUUUUCGAUAAUUCGAUGAUGAUGAUAGCCGUGUGAAAAAAUGUUUUAACGCUGGUGUGUGCUGAUAUUCGCAAGGCUGUCGAUUUUAUGGCGAUAAUUGCGGUGAAAAGUGAUUUAAAGUGAUCCUCUGAUCGCGGUGGAAUAAUUCUCACAAUAUUUUGUGCUGAGCACAAGCGACACGAUAGCAGUGAUCAAUGUGUUUGUUUUAAUCCAGAUUGGAGCUCCGCGGGUGUUAUCCUUUAAUUGAGUACCCAAGAACAACAAAAGAAUAUACAACGCGCGCGGCUUCAGCGAGGAAAUAAUGUGUCUGGUGUUGACACUUUAGCUGAAGUGCUAAACAAAGCCAAGUACAUAUAUUUAUAUUCCCGCGAAUCCCAAUCAAGCUGGGUUUGAUGCUAGUGAGCGGAUGCAAAUGUCGAGGAUGGAAUCGAGAGGGUAAUUCGUCUUCCUAGGAGUGGAUUAAAGAAAAUGAAGCCAUAAAUUUGAUAUGUCUCCAUUGAUACCAGAAAAAAACAAGCAGCAAAUGGCAGCGGAAAAAUGUGUAAUAAUGUGUUUAUGUUAGUGAUUGAUCCCAUUUUUACUUGUCAGAUUCCCCCCUCAAUCUGACACGUGAUGGCAUUUUAUCUACACCCUGAUGGUCGCCGAGAACUACCAGUGAACAGACUGCUGCAGGUAGCCCCGACGACGAUGUGGGAGUCUAGUGAAAAAUGUACGAGGCUGAAGUGCAACCGUAACAGCCAGGGGGAACGUCCUGUCAGUGGCAGUGCGAGUCGUACAAAUACUAAUGAUAGUGAUAAAGUGUUAAAUAAACCAAAGCUAGCCAUUUGUGGCAGAAUGGAAACGGUCAAGCGAACAGCAGUGUUGUUAGCUUUAGUUUCCCUGGCGACGACAUUUCCAGCAAGUGGCGGAAGCUAUGCGGACACGGAAGAUUUGAUCAACGAGCUAGACAGACCAAUUCCCAUCACGCUGGUGAGUGGUGUGCUCGGUAAGCAGGCGAGUCUUCCAUGCGACAUCCGGCCGCUGGAGCGGGACGACGCGGUUUACAUGGUGCUUUGGUUCAAGGAGGAGGACAACGAGCCACUUUACAAUUUCGACAUCCGAGGACGGCAGGUGGCACAGGCACGUCUUUUUUCGUCGGAGAAAUACUUUGGCAAAAGGGCGUUCUUCCGAGCAACCAGCCAUCCGGCCCAACUGCUGGUGGACGAACUCAAACUGUCGGACGAAGGCAUCUACCGGUGCAGGGUGGACUUUCGCAACUCACCCACGCGGAAUGUUAAAAUUAACUUCACAGUCGUAGUUCCGCCGGAUCGACCCGUAAUCUACGAUUCUCGGCGUCGGGAGAAAACCAACACGGUCGAACCAUACAGCGAAGGUAGCGACAUUCAGCUGGUCUGCGAGGUGAAAGGAGGUCGACCAAGGCCCAACGUGACAUGGUACCUGGACAACACGGUGAUAGACGAAUCGUACGAAACCCGCCCGGACGGUACGACGGUCAAUCAUCUUUCCUAUCCGAACAUUGGGCGACAGCAUCUGGACGCUCGAUUGAUGUGUGUCGCCAGCAAUACAAAUCUGACGCCUCCGAAUAACAAGGUGGUAGUGCUGGACGUCAAUUUGAAACCGGUGGCAGUGCACAUUUUGGUCAAGGAAAAAUUCGUUUCCGCCGAUAAACGGUACGAUAUCGAGUGCAAGAGUUCCGGAUCCCGCCCGGAAGCGGUUAUUUCCUGGUGGAAAGGGACUCGCCAACUGAAGCGGUUAAGUAAAAACUUCGCCGAAACCGGAAACCAAUCGUUGAGUGUCCUCUCAUUCACACCAACUGUGGAGGAUGACGGGAAGUAUCUGACCUGCCGAGCGGAGAACCCACUCAUCCCCGACAGCGCCAUAGAGGACAAAUGGAGGCUCGUGGUACAUUAUAUGCCAAUUGUUACACUGAAAAUGGGAUCAUCGUUAAAUCCAGAUGACAUCAAGGAGGGCGAUGAUAUAUACUUUGACUGCCAUAUCCAGUCGAACCCGAAACCGUACAAACUGGCGUGGUAUCAUAACGGAAAUGAGCUACAUCACAACGUCACAGCAGGUAUUAUUCUCUCCGAUCACUCACUAGCUCUGCAAGGUGUUUCUAGAAUUCUGGCAGGUGAUUACACGUGUAUGGCGGCCAACACCGAGGGACGUGGAACGAGCAACCAUGUUACGCUCCGAGUGCGUUAUGCACCAGUAUGCGCAACGGACCGUGAAGAGCUGCUCGGUGCACUCAAGCACGAAACGCUGCAGCUCAAGUGCGAGGUGGAUGCAUCUCCGCCGGCAGAAUCCUUUCAUUGGACGUUCAACUCAUCCGGUGAGCAAACAGAGCUACCGGCGAGGCUACAUUCGAGCGAGACUGGCUUAUCGCGGCUUAAUUACACACCCAUCUCUGACCUGGACUACGGGACGAUCUCGUGCUGGGGCCGAAACGCCAUCGGAGUACAGAAAACACCGUGUAUAUUUCAAGUUGUAGCAGCAGGACGACCUUUCGCACUACAGAACUGUACGAUAUCCAACCAAUCUUCCGACUCGUUACACAUCGAAUGCAUCGAAGGCUUCGACGGUGGUCUGCCGCAAAUGUUCCUGCUGGAACUGGUCGAAGUGCCCGCUCUGCGACUAGUUAGAAAUUUAAGUUUACAACAUCCCCCAGUGCAAUUUUUCUUAGAUAAUCUGGAGCCCGGCGCCUCGUACCGGAUCAUCCUGUUUGCAGCGAACGCGAAAGGUCGCUCCGAGCCCGUGAUAGUGGAUGAUAUCACCUUCAAGGGUGUAGCCAAGUACACUGGUGUAUCCAACGUUAUGAAUGUUCCUUUAUCGCCAGUAUUAGCCGCAUUAACACUUACGGUAGCGAUUCUGUUUGCCGUAGUCUGCAUCGUGUUAGCUACCAUCUAUCGACGACACGCUAGCAAGAAUUCGUCCAAGAAGCUAAAGUCUGCCAAAAGCGCACAUCUCACCUCAACCCCGAUCGACUGCCAAAUUGACUCAUCCUCACACCACCAUCAUCAGACGCACGAUCCGAACGGAAUCCAGACACCGCUGGUGGAUGGAAGUGGGACAUUCAGCCGACGGAGUCCACAAACGUCCGGUGAGCCACCGGAUGGGGAUGAAACCGACCCGGAUGUUAUACCCAAUCAAUACGAGCGGAGGCCACCGAAAACGAUACUUCCCGCGCCACUGUUUCGCAGCCCGUCGGCACGGCUGAUAAAUCGAAACGGAGGCGAACACUUGCUCCACGACGAGGAGCGCCAUUGUGAUGGAUCCAGUCUAGCGUCGCUGACCGGAUCAAACAAUGAAGUACAUCAUUAUUCGUUUAAGCCUAGUAAACAAAUUAGUUACGCAACGCUCGGUCGAGCGAAUAAUAGCGGCAGUAGCGUGCAGUCAACGCUCAGCCCACUCAGUCACCAGGCUUCGUCCGGAAGUACGACACUUCCACUGCCAUCGAUGGUGGGUGGUGUAGGAGUCGGUGUGAGCAGUCUGCUAAGCAGUCCCGCAACUCAGUCGCACGUCACGUCCUCACUCAACGAGUACCGGUUUCGACCGGAAGUGGUUACUACAUCCAACCGAAUACAGGAAAGUUGUAUAUAAUAGAUUCAUAAGGUGAAUGACUGUACCUUGCUAGAUGUUAGCGAUUCUCGCGAAUGAGUUCUCUUUUCCCUGAUAGUCUCGAAAAAUCAGUUUAUUGUCGUAGCCAUAAUUGUUAAGUCGUACAGUUAUGAUCGAACUCUUAAUUGAAUGCAUGUGUGAAGUGGAAAAAUAUUAACAAAUAAUACUCGAAGAUAUAUUUUAAGUAGAACAAGUAAUGGCAUCGAAGCAAUGGAACUAUUGUGGGAGGAGAAAGUCUUUAAUGAAACCUUGUGUGAAAUAGGCAAGUGGAACUUACGAAGUUUUAUCAUUUUUUUUAAAUAGCAAAUUUUCGAGCAGAGUGGUCAUCGACCUAUGUAAACUAUUAGAAACUAGUACAGUAUUAGACAAGAGAUUGAUUUUAAAGCUCAUUGAUACUGAUUGUUUUCCGUGAAGGGAAUACUUCCAAAAAUGGCAGCGCUAAAAUUAUGGUUUGGGCAUAAAUAUAACAUGGUUACAGAUCGAGAAUUUGCGUUACUGACUGGACAAUAAUCGCACACUAGUCGAAGACAUUUCGAUGCAUAAAAAUAUCAUAAACGUGAAAACAAAGCAGGAAAAAUGUGGAAACUACACAUAGAACUGAAUCAUAUCGAUUUUUCACAGAUUAACUCGAAUAUGAACCAGCUUGUCACGCGCGAGAGAAGAAAAAACAAAAGAAAAGAUAAACCACCAAAAAAUAUUUUAAGACAUUUGAACGAGAACGAUACGGAGCAUUUCCGAAGGAGUGAGUACAUCUUUACGUGACAGCAAUGAUAAUGUAGAUAUAGUGCGGUAAAAGUAAGUAGUGAAGAAGCAAUGCCAGUUUAAUUUUGUAUAGACAGUGUAAACGGAGAUCACGAAAAUGUGUACUAAAGCUGAUGUCAAGAAACUGUGAAUUCUAUAUAGGAAAAAAAACUUGAACGUUGAGGGAAUCAAUAAAACAAAUUUUAUGAAAACC